Molecule: messenger RNA, 592 nt
Organism: Histoplasma capsulatum G186AR
Lineage: Eukaryota; Fungi; Ascomycota; Eurotiomycetes; Onygenales; Ajellomycetaceae
Product: 40S ribosomal protein S13
Exons: 4
Coding region: 177-455 (92 amino acids)
Biological process (GO): translation
Cellular component (GO): small ribosomal subunit; ribosome; mitochondrion
Molecular function (GO): RNA binding; structural constituent of ribosome
Source: RefSeq, a predicted model, not a curated record
GCGGUAUCGACACCAACAACUAGCUGAUUGCCGAUAGCCAAAAUGGUCUUCAUUCUCGGCAUCAACUUCCCCGAGCGACAGCUCGUCAAGGCAAGCAAACCCAACUGCUCGCAUUAUCCUGCUCACAAGCGCUCCAAUCCUUCUUCGGCAUCGGUCCCCUGGCAUGUAACAAGCUCAUGGCCCGCUUCUACGUGCACGAGACAGCGAAAAUCGGUGAUCUGGCGAACAAACAGGUCCUCAGUUUGACAGCAGCAUUAUCGGAAAUGAAGAUUGAAAACGACCUCAGACGACAGAUCUUGGAUGAUAUUCGACGUUUAAAGGAUACUGGGACGGUUCGGGGCAGGAGACAUGCGCUGGGCUUGCCGGUUCGCGGACAAAAUACAAGGUCACAGAUCAAAACGGCGAUCAAACUCAACAAGUUGGACAGAAGGCUUGGGCUCAAGGGUCCAAGGUAAUAAAUUAUACGGGUCGUCUCUCUUUCUUAUUUGGAUAUAUUGUACGUUAUAUGUGGGGUCUUGUAAAUGGCGUUUAAAAUUUUCAAUUGUAUACUACAACAUAGAUUUGAGAAAAUAGAAGAAGUUAGUUUCGGGGG